Molecule: messenger RNA, 3752 nt
Organism: Penaeus indicus
Lineage: Eukaryota; Metazoa; Arthropoda; Malacostraca; Decapoda; Penaeidae
Product: facilitated trehalose transporter Tret1-like
Exons: 4
Coding region: 1483-2874 (463 amino acids)
Biological process (GO): transmembrane transport
Cellular component (GO): membrane
Molecular function (GO): transmembrane transporter activity
Source: RefSeq, a predicted model, not a curated record
GCUCCCUACUCUUCCACCGAGGCUCAAAUUUGAAUUAUCAUUUUUUUCAUUCUUAUUUUCAUUGUCUGUUCCGUCGCAAGUGUGGAGGUGAAGUAUUUUGGGGGAUAAUAAAAAAAAACAAGAAAAACAAAAGAGGUUAUUGCAUCGUUCGUUUCUGACAAGCAUCACGAUCAAGGUCAUUGUUAGAGAUGAGGCAGUGGUCACCAGAAUACAAACAGGUGGGUGUCUGUGAGAGAUUUAUUGUUUGCAGUGAUUUACAUUGUGCAAGUUGCGUGGAAAGAUUACUAUAAGAUAACAGUUAACAAGUCCCUUGCCUUUUUAGACUCUUUUCCCAGUCACCAGCAUUUUUAAUUGUCUUGUAUUCGUUUUUUUUAUAGUCAAUAUCUGUUUCUUAACAAAUCCGCUAUGCUUACUUAUAUUUCAUUCCUAGUUUAACAAUUACGUCUUGCCCGCAAAAGUACGUAUCAGUGUUUGUUGUAGUGUCAGAAGCCCAAAGGCGCUGAACAGCUGUGGGUUGAGCAUGUUGCAUGUUUUGCAUGCUGGAAAUAGCGGAUUGAAAUAGGUUUUGGAUUUUAAAAUGGGGACUUGGUUUUAGUGAAAUGUGGCUUUGAUUAGUUCCAUGCGUUUGAUUCUAAAAUCUUUGAAUAUAGCAUAUGCGUGCCAUCUUUACACAAAAUGAACCUGUCUUGUGUGAAAUGUUUAGUUUGCUACAGGUGUACCGCACGUAUCAGUGCAUGCUUACAUGGGUGUUUGGUUGUGUGGGCAUGUAUGAGUGAGAGCGAACGUGUAAACCUUUUACGCAUGGGUAAAUGUGUGCAAGACUGUUAUUAUGAAUGUAUGAGUCAAAUUAUAUAUCUAUUACGCAUGCUUAUAUGCAGUUAUAGCAAUUCAUCGUAUUUAAGCAGAUUUAAGCAGAAGUUAUUGAUUCUAAAUUAUAUAAAAGACUGUCACACUAUCCGCAUUCACCUUCCAUGAAUAACAAAUAGCACGAUUUGUUUACCAAAGAAGUGAAUGUGGCUCCAAAUAAUCAUGAAUCUUAGUCCAAGAUCAUGAACGGACUAGGUAAAGAGUGCAUGCAAAUGGAAAGAAAAAAAAUAUCUUAUUCAUAGUCCACGCUAAUUCUUAAUCUUAAUCCAAAAUAAUAAGUGGACUAGGUAAAAACUGCAUGAAAAUGGAGAAAAAAAAAUUAUCUUAUUCUUAGUCCACGAUAAUUUUUAAUCUUCACCCAAGAUAAUAAGUGGACUAGGUAAUGACUGCAUGAAAAUGGAGAAAAGAAUAGAUAAAAAAAGAGAAGAAUCACUUAAAAAAUAUAUACUGAGCGAAUGUGAGCUAAAUGGAUGACAGCUCUAACUAGGGAUAAGUACAGCUGAUGAUGACUUUCUAGUUUCAGUGGGUCGUGCACCUAGCGGUUCCUGAAGGCAGAAAUGGUGCCCGCUUCGGUAUCUGUUCUCACCUACACUGUCGUCAGCGGUGGGCGUGGCUAUGGUGGGCGUGGUUCUAGGAGUCGUCAUCGCCUUCCCAGCGCUCGCCCUUGAUGCCUGGCGCCUCGAGGGGGACGUCACACUCAACGAAGUCGAGGCUGGAUGGUUCGUCAGCGUGGCUCAGACAGUGUCGGUGGCAGGAUCCAUCGCAGGAGGGGUUCUGAACGACGUCCUCGGCCCCAGGAAGCUCUUGCUGGCUGUCCUGCCUCUCCUCGCUAGUACUUGGCCGGUCUUCUUGGCCUGCGUGCACAACCUGCCUCUUCUCCUGACGGUUCGGGUUCUUCAGGGCCUGCUGUGCUCGGCGGCCACCGCGAGCGUCUACAUCUACCCGUGCGAGGUGACAGAGGCAAGGCGGCGCGGCGCCGUGGGCGUGCUCCCCGACGCGGCCUUCUCGCUCGGCUUCAUGCUCACGUACUUCCUGGCCGCCAUCCUGCACUGGUCGACCGUCAUCGUCAUCAUGCCACUGUUCUUCCUUCCUUGCGUCGUGACUGUGUUCCUGGUGCCAGAGUCGCCGUCGUGGCUGCUGCAGCGCGGGAGGAUGGAGGAGGCGCGGGCCAUCCUUCGACAGCUGCGGGCUCAGGACGUCAACGUGGACAAGGAGCUCCUGGGCAUGGGCCCCCUGGACGAGUGCGGCGGCGGCGCGUCCGUGGUGAGGCAGCCUCGCCUCCUGCUGCCGGUCCUCGCGUCCAUCUUCCUCAUGGUGCUCAAGGAGGCCACGGGGCAGAUCGUCGUCGUCCUCUUCGUCGUCCACAUCUUCCGCAAGGUCGACGUGGGGAUCCUGCCGCACGUGAGCUCCAUGCUGGUGGGCGCCGCUCGCCUCGUCGCCAACGUCGCCUGCUCCUUCCUGGUGGGCCGCCUGCCUCGCCGAACCCUGCUCAUCUCGGCGUCUCUAGCGGCUAGCGUCACCAUCGCCAUUCUCGGAGGCUAUUUCUUCCGGCAGGACUCGCAAGCGUGGCCGGACUGGGUCCCCCUGGCUUGCCUGAGCGUGUUCGUGGUGGCCUACGGCGCUGGCAUAGGCCCCGUGACCUGCCUGAUGUCGACCGAGCUGUUGCCUGGCGCGGUGCGGGGGUUGGGGAGCGGCCUCGCCGGCUCCGCUCUCAACGCCUCGCAGUUCACGCUGACCUUCGCGGCGACGCAGGCCGGCUCGGGCUUCUAUAUCUGCCUCUGGAGUUACGCGGCGGGAAGCGCUUGCCUGGCCGCGUUCGCCCUCCUGCUUCCCGAGACGAGGAACAAGUCCCUGCGACAGAUCGAGGAGUACUGGGCGGACGUCUCAGAGAACAUAACGGGCAAGCGGUGGUGCCUCUGCCUCAGAAGAGGGGCGCCCGAUGACUGCGAGGCGAACACCAAGAGCAAGCCCAGAAAUACCGACUCCGAGUUAGUCAGAACCGUCUGAGUCUCUCCUGCAGACGGCUCGCAACGGCCACGUGGCCUCGUGCGUUCAUGGAUGGACUAUUGGCACUUUGGCGGUGGACGACUGGGUGGUGCCGCUCAGUAGGUUUCACACGAAAGUUUUCGUUCGUCAAGUUAGACUAAAGAGUUCUUAUCUUGUGUUAAAUCAACAUGAAAGGAAAGCGAUAUUCUUAGGCAAUCAAAAUUCUUGUUUGUGGAAUUUACAGCGCAUUUACACACCGAUACUACAAGACAGGUGUCCCAUCCAAGCCAAUUUACGUACGACCUGUGAUAGGGUCUUGGGAACACCUGACCCAGCCUGCGGUCAGAGGGCGUUCUGGUCGACGUGAUAAGGCCAGAAGGGACAGGAGAUACUUCACAUUUGCAUCUGGCCCUGGCUACGGAGGCUUAAUACUGAAUAUCUGAAACUCCACUUUCAGAUCUUACGGGUAGCAUCGCAUUAUCUUCUCUUUGUGAAUGAACCUCACAGUUCUCCAUAUCACGCAUAGUCAUCGUGCAUAACAUUCAUAACAGUCACUGCCUGUUCACUCGCUUGUGAUUCAUUCAACAUGAACAUAGAAAGCAAAUGCAUUGCUGUUUGUGUUUGUUCGUUCGUUCUUAUCAUUCCGCAAUGCAUAUAGGUCAUUUUUUUCAAUACAGACGUGUAACCAUUCCAUUUUUGUAUUUGUGUUAAUAAAACCAGUAAAACAACCUGUGAUCCUGACAGACUCCCUAAAUGUGAAAAAAAUCUCAAGUUAUCACAGCAAAAUAAAACACAAAAUAGCAAUGAAUACUUAAUAAUUUACGAUACAAACGUCUUCAAAAAGCCAUGGAUUUCCAAGCUGAUAUCAUGAAAAGUUGUCUCCUCUUUAGUUUAUCAUC